Messenger RNA from Mesorhabditis spiculigera, 498 nucleotides. The record is from the annotation of a GenBank genome assembly. Lineage: Eukaryota; Metazoa; Nematoda; Chromadorea; Rhabditida; Rhabditidae.
AUGGGCGACAAUCAGACCGAAGAGAGCGAACUUCCUCAUGGCUGGGAGAAGCGGAUGUCUACAAAGAACGGACAGGUCUACUACUUCAACAAUUUCACCGGCCGAAGCCAAUGGGAACGCCCGACACAAGCCGCCGGUGGAAAGGGCGCCAAUCUUCAAGAGGUCCAAUGCCUUCAUCUUUUGGUGAAACACGCCGGUUCUCGUCGCCCAUCCUCAUGGCGUAGCGAUAAUAUCACGCGCUCGAAGGAGGAUGCCGUCAAUAUCUUGAAAAAAUACAUCGGUGAACUCGACACGGCUGACAAUAAGGAAGAGAUUUUCCGGCGCUUGGCCGCCCAGUACAGCGACUGCUCUUCCGCCAAACGGGGAGGCGAUCUCGGGAUGUUCAAACGCCGACAAAUGCAAAAGCCCUUUGAAGAUGCAGCGUUUGCCCUGGAUGUCAAUGAGAUGAGCGGCAUCGUUGACACCGAGUCUGGUAUGCACAUAAUUUAUCGAAUCGCU